AUGUACUAUACGACUAUGAUGAGUAGAUUUCCCUCGUUAGGGAUCCGAACAAAUAGUAGAUCUAUCACAAUAAGAUCAGUCAUAAGACACAACUAUCAUAUUUCAACGAGGUUUUUGUUUUCUAAAGCACCAUCAAAAGAGCCAGAUCAUCCCAUUUUAAAGAGAAUACCUAAAUUCUUGCAUCCAUAUGCUCAAAGAUUCAUAAAUGCACCAUUGUCACACGUUACUUCUUUCAUUAUUUUGCAUGAAUUGACUGCCAUAGUGCCAUUAGUGGGGUUCUGGUACCUAUUCCAUAAAUAUCACUGGGCAGUACCUAUGGACCUUCCGUCUUGGGCCAUUGAAAAAGGAACCAAAAUAAUAGAUGAAUCUAUGAAGACGUUUGAUUUUUCCAAUUUUAAUGUUCAUGAAAGGGCGAAGUUUAUCAUGGAAGGAGCUUACUCCUACGUUCUUGUUAAAUCACUAUUCCCCAUUCGAAUUAUGAUCAGUUUGGGACUCAUGCCAAGUUUUGCUAAGUACUUUGUAAUUCCUUUCACUAAGAUUUUCAAGAGAUCAGAUAAAAGUAGCAAAGCCAUCAACACGAAAGUUGAUACGAAAGUUGAUACGAAAGUUGAUACGAAAGCAGAAACAAUCGAUGGAGCCCAAUUGAAGAAGGUUAAAAAACCAAGAUUGUAG
Molecule: messenger RNA, 672 nt
Organism: Priceomyces carsonii
Lineage: Eukaryota; Fungi; Ascomycota; Pichiomycetes; Serinales; Debaryomycetaceae
Exons: 1
Coding region: 1-672 (223 amino acids)
Cellular component (GO): mitochondrion
Source: RefSeq, a predicted model, not a curated record